UACAACAGCUCACCGCGAUCACCUCAGUCUUAUUCCGUUCCUUCCCAUUCGUUUUGUUAACUCUUUUGCAGUCUCCUCCAAUCGACAACAAAAAGUCGACCCACAUCACAAUGGAGGUUGAGGCGCUGCCAUUGCUGCUGGAGGGCGUCACUUUCCUGCUCUCCAAGCACGACCUCAAUCCAGAUGAGCCGCCGUUGCUGCGAAACUUGCUCAAGUCGCUCGGCGCCAAGCAGUGCUUUGCUGCGAGCGCGGCCACGCACAUCGUCACACGCAAUGUGGAUGCCGUUGCAUCGCACAAUGCUGUGGUUGUCACGCCGCUGUGGGUCGUCAACUGCGCCAAACUCAAUCUUCACCUGCCUGAACAGUACUUUUCUCCAAAUCUCGCGUCCGCACCUUUUGGUGGAGCUGUCGUGGCGUUUCACCAAAUUGCUUUCGAAGAUGUUCCUCAGCUGUGGGGAAUAGUCGAGUACUUUGGUGGAACAUGCUCUGCCGAACUUGAUUCGAGCUGCACGCAUCUGGUCGUUGCUUACGAAGAUGAUACACUCAUCGGACUCAGGGCGUGGCAUUCCAAGCUUGAAAUCGUGACAAAGCAAUGGAUUACCGAUUGCGCCCGUGCACGACGAAGAUUGAAUUGCGACUAUUAUCGACCGACACCAAGAGCUGCAGAGUUGGACGAGACCGCCACUUCGGGGUUGAAGAGUCCAGUCUUGUUUGUUGGGUCCAACCACUCUCUGCUGCAGGAUGCAUCCGGGGCGUCCUUCACGCCAAUUCCUGCCAAUCAACUCAUCGAGGUGGAUCCCGACGUCGUCACGAUGGAUGUGGCACAGUCGCCGCCAAUAUGCCGCUCCGAUGACCUUCCCAAUCCUCACACAACCCCUUUGGAGCAUCCGAUUGCUACCGCGGCGGUUGUAUCGGAACAGCCAAAGUUGUCUCAAGUAUCGUCCAGCAUUGAAUCUUUGCAGGAUUCCCGAGAGCUGCCUCUCCUUUUAAAUACGGAUGUCCUGUCGCUUCACAUUUGCUCGGUUGACGAGUCAAAGCAAAAGAACAUUCUUAAACUCUGGGCUGCCUGUAUUGAGCGAUUUGGUGGUGUUAUCGAGCCUCUGUCCGACCGAACAACACUUGCAGUCACUGAUUCGCGAGCAACCGAGUUUUACGGCGAGGCGUUUCGGCAUCAUGCAGUGGUUGUUUCGCCACAUUGGCUGAAUGACCUCUAUCGUGAUGCGAAACGACCAGGCUUUGCAGACAAGGCCGUCUACGUUCCGCCCGUGCACAACGCGACCAUUCCGGACAUGUCCUCGCUCGUCGUUGGUGUGUCGGGCUUUCGGGGAUUGGACCGCGUCUAUUUGACCGACAUGCUUCGCUUUAUUGGAUGCCAAUACUCGACCGGACUUACCUCCUCUGCGGACAUUCUCGUGUGCAAGCACGCCGGCACGCAGAAGGAGGUGUUUGCUCGGCGAUGGGGCUUGACCGUGGUGAAUGCGGGGUGGAUCGAAGACUGUUACUUGCGAUGGCAGCGCGUGCCUAUCUCUGCAAGACAUCGACAGCUUGAUGACGACCCCCAGAGCGAAGGAGAAGGGUCACACGCUCGAGCUGCUAUUCACUCGUCCACCGACCCGGGAGAUGGACCCAUUUUGCCGUCCUUUUCGACAACAGCUUCAGCCGCUCAUGCUCCUUCAUUCUCGCCUGCGCCAUCACUCUCGCCCGUUGCCGAGCUGUCAUCGAUGGAGCUGCUCCACGGCUCCAACUCUCCGACAAACGCGGGUCUUUCGUCACCGCCCGUCCAGUUCGCAGCCGCUGAACCUGUCGCCCCUGCUGGGGCAUGGCGGUUCCGCAACUCGUCCCCGACGAACAGAACUGUUCAAUUCGACCGCUCAAGGAUGGGUCUACAGGCGCCUUCUUCGUCUGCGCAACUGCAAUCGCACCGACCGCACCUUCCGAGACUGGUCCAGGCGGCGUCGUUGCAACAGCCUUCUCGACCGCAGUCCCCUCCGCCGCCUCGAGAACAACCGUCACCCAAGAUUCCCGAGCCAGAUCCAGCUACGCCUUCCAAGCAGUCUCAGCUGCUGCAGCCGUCCUCUGCUGUCGCCAACGCCUCCAAUUCAGCCGCCAGUGGAAAGGGUCGAGCCCGCACUCCCCAGUCGCGUCCAGUCCCGGUCGCAGAGCUCAUGACCUCCGAUCCCGAGACCGCGGCUGCUGUCAUGUCCGCGGCGGCAAAGCCGAUUCGGCGGCCAGUUAUUGCCAUUAGCAGAGCAGAAGCCUUGCGGAAUGUGGAUCAAGCGGGCUUGGACGCGCUGGUGGCUCGAGUCGCUGCAAUGGGAGGCAAACUCUUGCUUGAUUUCGGCGAGAACAUUCGCGAUUGCACCCAUCUCGUUGCUUCAUCCCCAGUGCCCCGCACGGUCAAGUGCGCCGCCGCGCUUGUCUUUUGCCAUCAUGUCGUUACAAUGGCGUGGCUGGAGGCGUGUCUCCAAGCUCGCUCGUUCGCCAGCGUUGAUCCAGAGCAAUAUGCCAUCACCGAGACGCUGUUCUCUGCCACAACACCCGUCAUCCGUGCACGGGCGCUUGCUCGACGCGCAGUGCCAGUCUUCCACGGCAUUGACUUUUACUUUAUCACCCCAAUCAACCCGAGCACUGACACUCUCGCCAUUCUGGUGAAUGUCGGUGGCGGCAAUUUACUCGAGAAGCUUCCCCAGGUCUCGACGCUGGUUCGACGCACUGCUCAUCUGCAGCCGGACUCGUGGCAACAGGGCACCACCAAGCCGCUCGUCAUCAUUACCCAAGUGGAUGACGACAAGCGGGCGACCGGAGACUUUGCCCGAACGCUGCUCAAUCAGAAAGUCAAGCUCUUCGACGUGCGGUUUCUCGUGCAAGCCCUCGGGAGUCAGGAGAUUGACUGGUCGUGCCAGGCGCGAUGAGCUUUGGGUUGCAGGCUCGAGUAAUAUGUCGUUGAAUGUUACGCCCAAACAAAAUAAUAAUCAUUAAGAAAAAGUGG
This is a messenger RNA of Capsaspora owczarzaki ATCC 30864, 2989 nucleotides long. RefSeq lists its product as hypothetical. Bases 111 to 2912 code for a protein of 933 amino acids. Gene Ontology annotation, biological process: double-strand break repair; DNA double-strand break attachment to nuclear envelope. Gene Ontology annotation, cellular component: nucleus; Cul8-RING ubiquitin ligase complex. Lineage: Eukaryota; Filasterea; Ministeriida; Capsasporidae. The transcript has 8 exons. The record is from RefSeq and is a predicted model, not a curated record.